AUGAGAAUCAGCCUCGGCCUCGCGCCUUACCGCCUCAGGCCAUGGCGCCUCUUCCGCUCUGUCCUGGCCUUCCUCGCCGUAUUGUAUGUCGUGUGCUACAUAUUCAUUGAAGAGAAUGGCCCCGCAACAUGGAUGAUGCACACUGUCGAUACGGUUCGGGGACGCGCUCCUCCGCGCAUGUCGCCGCCGCGCCCCAUCAUGUCGCUUGGACCCCGCGUGCCCUGCUACGGUCCUCGAGGUCAACUGCUAUCCAACAGCUCCGACGAUGCCCUCACAUCCGCCCAUCUGUCGCAGAAGUACCCCGUGCCUUUUGCCGGCUCUCAUGAAGAACUAGGUCUGGAGAAGUCUUGGAUGUCUCCUGAUGGUCGCUAUGGACCUUAUGGCUUCGGCGAAGAAGAAAAAUCUUACACUCGCACAGUGGUCGAUUGGGACACGGUCGACUGGGGCUUACUUCAGAAUGACUGCUUUGCGUUAAACGCUCAUCGCUUCACCAGCGAAGCCACCAAGUUCCUCAACAGCCCCGUUCGGUUCGCCUGGAAGAGCGCCGGCAAGGUGCCGGAAGACCAUCAAUGGACUGAUUUCAGUGGAAGUCGACGGACAGCGAUCAUCUUGAGAGCCUAUGAUGGCUACGACUACAAGAAGCGUGACAUGCAGCACAUCCGCUCCCUCAUCGUCGAAGCAUCAUUGCGCACUGGUGGAGAGUACGUCGUCGUGCUGUUGGUCCAUAUUCGCAGCGAGGAGUUCAACCCUUGGAAUUCACCAGAAGAGUAUGCCCGUGCCUUUGAGCAUGCCAAGAUUCCUAAGGAGCUACAGUCCAUCGCCGCUUUCCAGCCAUUGCAACUUUUCUCUCACUACUACCCCGAAUUCGACCACUACUGGCAAUUUGAGAUGGACAUGCGUUUCACUGGCGAUGCUGGGGGCUAUCUGGAUGCAGUGGACCUAUGGUCUCGCAAGGAGCCGCGCAAACAGGCCAUGGAACGGUCGACUUUCUUCUACGACCCUACCGUGUUCAACACAACCGAUGAAUUCCGGGCCGCUGUCGAUGAGGUCAACCGGGGCCGGUCUCAUGUUUGGGGCCCGGUUCGCGUGCGCGAGGUCUCACCCAUUGGGCCACGGCCACCCACCACCGACGAGGAGGACAACUUUGAGUGGGGUGUGGGAGAAGAUGCCGAUGUCAUUGUGACGAGCCUGUGUGCGGAUGCGCGCAAGAGCACGACGUGGAUCUUCCGGGGCUGGGUCUACGGAUUUCGGGCUGGAAAGCAAGGCCCACCCCGAUACUUUUGUCCGCCAGCGAUUCAACGUGGCAGCCGGGCGUUAUUGCACGCCAUUCACACGUUGCAGAGGCGAGGACUGCGAAUAGCAUCAGAGGCAACGCUACCAUCAUUCGCGCUGUGGUUGGGGCUCAAAAUCAGUGCCCCGCCGCUGCCAUGGUACCUGAACGAUGUGCCCGAUGACGAGGAGCGCGCGAGGUGGAUGCUCGGAGGGCCAAAGGCCAGCGAUGAUGGUUUCGGCAAGGGAGAUCCACAAUGGGGACAGCCAGACAUGAUCAACUCACCCCAGAUGUCAAGCACAUUCUGGUGGGCCGGCGGUUGGCCUGGGGAGCUGUUCGAAGGGUGGCUGCAGGGGAAGAAGACCCAGGAUGGAAAGCCGAUGUACCCGCUCACAGAAAGCGAGGGGGAAUUGUACAUGCCCAACCUAUUGUUGCACCCGGUGAAGCGGGAGUAA
This is a messenger RNA of Verticillium alfalfae VaMs.102, 1725 nucleotides long. RefSeq lists its product as hypothetical. The transcript has 4 exons. The record is from RefSeq and is a predicted model, not a curated record. The coding region runs from base 1 to 1725 and encodes 574 amino acids. Lineage: Eukaryota; Fungi; Ascomycota; Sordariomycetes; Glomerellales; Plectosphaerellaceae.